Messenger RNA from Podarcis lilfordi (Lilford's wall lizard), 159 nucleotides. NCBI's taxonomy places the organism in Eukaryota, Metazoa, Chordata, Lepidosauria, Squamata, Lacertidae. The record is from the annotation of a GenBank genome assembly.
GAACAUCCAGCUCAGAUUCCUAUUCACCAAAAAGAGGUGUUAGGAAAGCAUUUUGCCACCCCCACCUCCUCCAUUGCAUAGUAGAAGUCAAGACAUGUUAUUUGGAGAGAGAUGACAUGUUAUUCUGGAGGAAGCUAUUCUUAAAAGACCUGACAAAAG